Ochotona curzoniae (black-lipped pika) is the source of this 3925-nucleotide messenger RNA. RefSeq names its product kelch repeat and BTB domain containing 2 (gene KBTBD2). Gene Ontology annotation, molecular function: protein binding. NCBI's taxonomy places the organism in Eukaryota, Metazoa, Chordata, Mammalia, Lagomorpha, Ochotonidae. The record is from RefSeq and is a predicted model, not a curated record. The coding region runs from base 876 to 2747 and encodes 623 amino acids. The transcript has 3 exons.
UAGAACUGGCACCCAUAUGGGAUCCUGGUGCAUGCAAGGCAAGGAUCGCUAGGUUAUAGCACCAGGCCCUAUCUUGCAAAUUUUUGAGAAAAGUAACUAAUUUGAAAAUAACCAGUUCACUGUAUAGUUUAUGUAAUUUUAAUUAAAUAUGAAGUUUUUGUGACUAUUUAAAGUAUAUCAAGAGAAUGAGAAAUGUGUACAGGAGAUUUUUGUUUCUUUUCCCUUUAAAUUAUGGUCAGAUGUUGGCACUAAGUAAGUUCUGGCUUUGGUAACUUCACUUACUUAUUUUUAAAGACCUUAAAGAAUGUGUGCUUGCUUGCUUGUUCCUUAUUUGUUGUAAUGGAUAUUUUGUUUUGAAGGCAAAAGUUUAAGCUGAAAUGUCAAUUUCCUCAAGUCUGUAGACUUUAAAAUCUUUAUUUCUCUAAUGUUGCAUUUUAUGGUAAUGUACUAAAGUUGAAUUUCACAUUAAUCUUAUUUAUUGUGUAUGGAUGCCAUUAUUUUCUAGAAACAGAUCUUAAUUGAAGGGUUUUUUCCCCUUUUUAGUUCAUGCAGAGGAUCCAGCACCGUUAGGAUGUUGCCCCAGAACCUGCCUCGUGGACUUCUGGCUUUGACUCCCGAGCUGCACAGUGGUGUUUUUGAGCAGGAUGUCUGCAGAUGGUGUUGACAAACUCUGAGGAACUGAAUCACAGAGGAUGACCUAGCAGUGAUUCCAAGCCUAGGACAAGAUACUCGUUAGUGACUGUCGUUCUUGGCUCUGAAUGUUACAGAUAACAGCAAACAGGCGUACUCCUUUACUUCUGAAGUAUUCACUUGAGCUUCUGUCAGUAAGGCUGACCUUUCUAAUCUGCUUCGGGAGAUAUUAAUGGAAUACAGUCAUGUCCACUCAAGACGAGAGGCAGAUCAAUACCGAGUAUGCUGUGUCCUUGCUGGAGCAGUUGAAGCUGUUUUAUGAACAGCAGUUGUUCACUGACAUAGUGUUAGUUGUUGAGGGCACUGAAUUCCCCUGUCAUAAGAUGGUUCUUGCAACAUGUAGCUCUUACUUCAGGGCCAUGUUCAUGAGUGGACUGAGUGAGAGUAAACAGACGCAUGUACACCUGAGAAAUGUGGAUGCUGCCACCUUACAGAUAAUCAUAACAUACGCUUACACGGGUAACUUGGCAAUAAAUGACAGCACGGUCGAGCAGCUUUAUGAAACAGCUUGCUUCCUACAGGUAGAAGAUGUGUUGCAACGUUGUCGAGAAUAUUUAAUUAAAAAAAUAAAUGCAGAGAAUUGUGUGCGAUUGUUAAGUUUCGCUGAUCUCUUCAGUUGUGAGGAAUUGAAGCAAAGUGCUAAAAGAAUGGUGGAGCACAAGUUCACGGCUGUGUAUCACCAGGAAGCUUUCAUGCAGCUGUCACAUGACCUGCUGAUAGACAUCCUCAGUAGUGACAAUUUAAAUGUCGAAAAAGAAGAGACUGUUCGAGAAGCUGCUAUGCUGUGGCUCGAGUACAACACAGAGUCACGGUCCCAGUACUUGUCUUCAGUUCUCAGCCAAAUCAGAAUUGAUGCACUUUCAGAAGUCACACAGAGAGCUUGGUUUCAAGGUCUGCCACCCAAUGACAAGUCUGUGGUGGUUCAAGGUCUUUAUAAAUCCAUGCCGAAGUUUUUCAAACCAAGACUUGGGAUGACUAAAGAGGAGAUGAUGAUUUUCAUUGAAGCAUCUUCAGAAAAUCCUUGUAGUCUUUACUCUUCUGUCUGUUACAGCCCCCAGGCAGAAAAAGUUUACAAACUGUGUAGUCCACCAGCCGAUUUGCAUAAGGUUGGGACUGUUGUAACUCCUGAUAAUGACAUUUACAUAGCAGGAGGUCAAGUCCCUCUGAAAAACACAAAAACGAAUCACAGUAAAACAAGCAAACUUCAGACUGCCUUCAGAACUGUGAAUUGUUUUUAUUGGUUUGAUGCACAGCAAAAUACCUGGUUUCCAAAGACCCCAAUGCUUUUUGUCCGUGUGAAGCCGUCUUUGGUUUGCUGUGAAGGCUACAUCUAUGCGAUAGGAGGAGAUAGCGUAGGUGGAGAACUGAACCGGAGGACUGUAGAAAGGUACGACACGGAGAAGGACGAGUGGACCAUGGUCAGCCCUUUGCCUUGUGCAUGGCAGUGGAGUGCCGCUGUUGUGGUUCAUGACUGCAUUUAUGUGAUGACGCUGAACCUCAUGUACUGUUACUUCCCAAGGUCUGACUCGUGGGUGGAAAUGGCCAUGAGACAGACAAGCAGGUCCUUUGCUUCAGCUGCAGCAUUUGGUGAUAAAAUUUUCUAUAUUGGAGGAUUGCAUAUUGCUACCAAUUCUGGAAUCAGACUCCCUUCUGGCACUGUAGAUGGAUCUUCAGUAACUGUGGAAAUAUAUGAUGUGAAUAAAAAUGAGUGGAAAAUGGCAGCCAACAUCCCCGCUAAGAGGUACUCUGACCCCUGUGUGAGAGCUGUUGUGAUCUCAAAUUCUCUGUGUGUGUUUAUGCGGGAAACACACUUAAAUGAGAGAGCAAAGUAUGUCACCUACCAGUAUGAUCUGGAGCUUGAUCGGUGGUCUCUGCGGCAGCAUAUAUCCGAACGGGUACUGUGGGACCUGGGCAGAGAUUUUCGAUGCACUGUGGGGAAGCUUUACCCAUCCUGCCUUGAAGAAUCUCCGUGGAAACCACCAACUUAUCUCUUCUCGCCAGAUGGGACAGAAGAAUUUGAACUGGAUGGAGAGAUGGUUGCACUACCACCUGUAUAGUUGGGGAGUUCAGGGAGUGCACGCUUGGUUUAUGUAUUUUGUCAAUUGUUUGCUAAAUGAGAGGCUAUGAAAGAACUAAAUAGGAGUACAUAAAAAUCUAUCUUUGAUAAAUUUUAUUUUUAUGCCCUACUUAAUAUUUGCAUCAGUAUAAUAUAUAUAUCAGUGAGUCUUACAGAAAGAUAUGCUUCCAUAAUAUGAAAUAGGUUAUUCAGUAAUUGAGAAACUUUUAUGUGUAUCACGAGAACAUAAGAAUUUGGAUUAUCUAACAUUGUUAGCCCUGUGUAUGUACAGUUCGAGAAGUUCACUUAUAUAGUUUUUUGUUCUUAGUGUGGUAUAUCACAGAUUGUGCUGAGGUUAUUUUAGUAAUGUAUUUCAUUCCCGUGCUGCUUUUCUGAAGUCUUGGAUUACAGUUUUUCCAGUGUACCUAAUUCAGCUGCACUUAACACUAAUGUCCAUGUUGGUUGAGAGUUGUCUAAAUCCUAUUCUAUGGUUGAGGAAGAUCUUCCAUAGCUUAAUGGUAUUACACAGGGAAAGCUAUGACUGCAGGAUCAGUCUUACUAUACUCUUAGGUGCAUGUAUUCUCUUUCCACUAACUUAUACUGUCUGUCUAGAAUACAGGUUGUCCAGUCAGCUGGUCAUACACCAGUAUGGACUUACAUCGCUGGGUUUGCAAUAAGAAUUGCUAGCCCCUCAUUGUGCGGGUCUGUGUGGAGCUUUAAUCAGUAAAUGUCUCCACUCUUGUAUUACAUUAACAUUGGCUCAUGUGUAUAAUUACCUGCUGCUGACAUAGCUCUCCAUCUUAAAGAUUUAGAGUGGGUUAACCAGGUCAUUACAUCUUAAUUUAAUAUCAAGCAUUACUGUAGAGUGAUUGUGUAUAGGUAUCUGUUAGCUGUCAGGGUGUGUCUUUUUUUUUAACCUGUUGUGUGUGUGUGUGUGUUGUGGGGUUAGGAUUAGGAAGGUGAACUGUUCAGGAAUUUUCUGCACCAGCUGUGCAGAAGAGCAGGUAACUCACACUGCUCUGGCAUUAAUCCCAGGAACCACUAGCAGUAGUGGGGCGCCGCCAAUUUAACAUGAGCACAGGUGCUUCAUGACAAACAUUACUAGCAUGUUCAACUGCAUCAUGUUCUGGCACUGUAUUUUGAAUGACAUUAAUUUAUUAAAUAAAUUGUAUAUAUUCA